AUGUCUGCCGCCGCCGAUACUCCUCCUCCUCCUCCCAACAACAACAAUGGCCCUGUUCGUAGCUACGCUUUGGACAAGGCGUCGGCCGUUCGGUCGAUGGGCGGCUUUGCCGUCCAGGGAGACUCCUCGGACGAGGAGUAUGACAUUCCGCACCUGCUAACGCCGCAUCCGCGCCUCCGCCGCAUCGUUCGCGAGCUCGUUCUUACCGCCGCCAAAGGCGACCAUAUUGUUUCGGCUGCCCGUGCCAAGACGGCUGAAUUGCCCGGCCGCCGCGUUCGCCUCUCCGCCCCGUUUCGCCAGCUUGGCGAUACCUGGCGUGAGCUCUAUAAUGCCGCCAGGACGACUCCCGCCGACGUUGUCCCCGCUACUCCCCUUACCCCCGCCGGCGGUGCUGCCCGUGGUGCCGCCGCUGCGGCGCUGCCCUCGACUCCCGGCGACCCCAUGGGUGCCCUGGUGCUGGCCUCGCAGGCCCUAACGCCGUUGCGCAGCGGUGGUGUGCAGCAGCAGUAG
Molecule: messenger RNA, 510 nt
Organism: Drechmeria coniospora
Lineage: Eukaryota; Fungi; Ascomycota; Sordariomycetes; Hypocreales; Ophiocordycipitaceae
Exons: 2
Coding region: 1-510 (169 amino acids)
Source: RefSeq, a predicted model, not a curated record